Messenger RNA from Prorocentrum cordatum, 1002 nucleotides. The record is from the annotation of a GenBank genome assembly. NCBI's taxonomy places the organism in Eukaryota, Dinophyceae, Prorocentrales, Prorocentraceae.
AUGACAGUUCUUCGGGUGCACGUCCGAUCAGUUCUAUCGAAGACUAUUCCAUGGCCAGUCCGGAAGUGCCUCUCCCGAUUUGACACUGGCUCGUCCUUGAGGCAAUUGCAAGUGAAGAAGUUGGUGAGCAGUACGAGGUACGAGGUGUGCGUCAUGCUACUGAUCAUGGCCAACUCGAUCUUCCUGGGCUACCAGGUGGAGCACGAGGCGCACACCCGGCAGCAACUCCACAGGACCCUGGAGAUCGAGGCCUGCUUCUGCGCCGUGUUCACCCUGGAGCUGGCCGUGAAGGUCUACGGCAUGGGCUGGUCCUUCUGGAUGGGCAGCGACGCGUCGUGGAACUACUUCGACAUCUUUGUCGUGACGCUGAUGCACCUGGACUUUUUGGUGGGCGUGUCCAGGCCGACGACGGAGUCGUCGCUGUGGUCGCAGGGGCAGGUCCUCCGCGUCCUCCGCGUCCUCCGGGUCGUCAGGUUCCUGCGGUCGGUGAGGCAGCUGAAGUUCUUCAUGCAGUUGCGGAUCAUGAUCCGGUCCAUCAUGUUCUCGCUGCGGCCAUUGCUCUGGGCCACUAUCGUUCUCAUGGGCAUGUUCUACGUUUUCGGGAUCAUCCUGACUCAGGGAGUGAUCGACAGCCUGAAGGAGCAUGACUCGUGGGACGACGAGACGAGCAAAGAGUUGCGAUCAUACUUUGGCACCCUCGAGAGCACCGCGCUCUCGCUGUUUCAAGCGAUGUCUGGUGGCAUUAACUGGGGAGACCUUUUCGCCGCCCUGUCGCCCCUGGCUUCGCACUUCAAGUUUGUCUUCUUGUUCUUUGUCCUUUUCGCCAUCUUCGGUGCAUCCAACGUGUCCGCGGUUUUUUGUGGAGAUCGCCAACCACUGGGCCCGCAACGACAAGGCCACGCAGGAGCAGGACGCCAUCGACAGGAGGCUCACGAGCAUCAGGAGGCUGUACGAGCUCUUCGACGAGCUGGAUCCGGGUGGCCACGGCACCGUGACGUUUGA